CUCUCUCUCUCUCUCUCUCUCCAUCAACACACUGUGUUUUCUCUUCCUCACAAAAAUCCAAAUUUCCCUCAAAUUUUAAGCUUACUUCACACGCAUCGCUUGAUUUUCGGAUUCUGCAAUGAAUUAUCUUUCAAUCAGGGGUGAUUUCAUGGCGUGAGGCUCCACGGAUUGAGCUCAAUUCGUGUUUUCUCUUACAAUUUUUUUCUUUUUUGAGAAACUGGAAAAUGCUUGAAGCUUCAGCUGGCGUCAGCAAUGGCGGGCUAUCUGCGAACUCUUCCCCGAUUCUCAACGGCAGCGGAGAUAGCUGCGAGGAGGAACUCUCCGUCCUGCCGCGGCACACGAAGGUCGUGGUGACUGGUAACAACCGUACAAAGUCCGUGCUCGUGGGGCUUGAAGGUGUGGUGAAGAAGGCUGUUGGGCUUGGUGGUUGGCAUUGGCUGGUUCUCACAAAUGGAAUUGAGGUAAAGUUACAGAGGAAUGCUUUAAGUGUCAUUGAAGCUCCUACUGGAAAUGAAGAAGACGAGGACCUUGAAUUUGAUCAAGUGCAGUGGGACAGCUCAGAUACAGUUAUCGAGACGAAAAAUCCUAAAGCGGGCGUUCGGGAUUCGAUUUCGAAUUUUUCAGCGAGAGGAGAAUUGAGGAGAAUUGGGGAUUCUACUGGAAACGGUGUCGGAAGAGCACAGCGGAGAACUCGAAUUCGCUUUCGCGGGGAGAUCUCCAGGAUCUCCGGGAUGCCGUCGCCGGUCUACGCCGACGAGAUCUUCGUCAACGGCCAGAUCUGGGCUUCCGCAACAAUGAAUUUUGCAGCGAUUUUCACGCGGAUUUUUCAUAAACAAGGCAAUUUAUGCAAACCGUUGAUCCGUUCCAACCGGUUCCGGUUUACCGGUCCAACCGGUUUUCUACCGGUUCAGACGGUUUUCUCCCGGUUUUGGAUGUCAACGGCUCCAGUCAUCCACCCGGACCGGAAUGGAUGCCGGUUCCCGGUUGAACCGGUCGCAUUUCAUGAUUUUCAAAAGUCCCAAAGAUCAAGGCAUCGUACUCACCGGUCAUUUGGUUCGUCCAACAAAGCACUUAGCAGGUCUCCCUCCUGCGAGUCACCUGGAGUUUCUGUUUCUACUUCAAAAAAGCCUGUGGUUGACCUCAGCAAACUGGAGAUGGCUGCUCUAUGGAGAUACUUGAUGCACUUUAACCUUGUGGACGCCAUUCCGAACCCUUCUAAGGAACAACUGAUUGACGUUGUGCAGAGGCAUUUCAUAUCACAGCAACUGGAUGAAUUGCAGGUGAUCACUGGGUUUGUUCAGGCUGCAAAGAGGCUGAAGACAGUUUGCAAAUGAGCCUCAAGAGAUUGUAUUUUGUGUUCGUUUCCUGACUGUUAACAAGUUGUGACAACACAAUUUAUGGGGACCACUUACUUGAUUAGUAUGAAAAAAUGUAAAUGGUAUCCUUUUGAUGAAUACUGCCAUCUAGUCGGGUGCAGAUGUAUAUGUGACCGUGUAGAUACGUGUGUUUUUAAGACAGUAGACUGACUGAACCUUGGAAGCGCAUAUCCUUGGCAUAAUCAAAAACAUUUUGGUUGAUGUUUUGCUAGGCGCUAGGACGGGAGAAUAUAUAUAGACCUGUGCAAGGAAAGUUCAGUAUCAAUUAACCAGGCAGGCCAAAACCAUCUGAAUAUAUAUUUUGCUUUUGAUCUAUGUUUACUUUCAAAUGUAUAUAUGUGUGAGUUGAU
Molecule: messenger RNA, 1726 nt
Organism: Striga asiatica
Lineage: Eukaryota; Viridiplantae; Streptophyta; Magnoliopsida; Lamiales; Orobanchaceae
Source: the annotation of a GenBank genome assembly